CACAUUAAUUUUUUUUAAUAGAUAUAUGUAGAAGUUUGAAUUUAACGAAAUUAAGAAUUUUAACAAUCAUUAGCGAUGAUAAUUAUUUUUAUAAAUCAAAAACAUGAACCGUAAGAAUUUAAAACUUUUAUGUAGGUAUAGGUAUUAUGCAUUGUUUAUACUCAAUAAUAUUUUAAAAAUAUUAUGUUGAUUUACUUUAAUUUAUUAUACAUGUAUAGUUCGAAUGUAUUCAAACUGUUUGAUGGCAAAGAGCAGUUAUUUACUCAAUAGUUAAUGACAAUAUUAUAAUAGGGACAAUAGGGUAUAAAUUAAAAUAUUUGCAUACUAUGAUUUAUCAUCUGAUUCAUAUUUAAUAUAUCAAUUAUAUAGUGAUCCCCUCGACCCAUUUUAAAUAUUAGAACGAUAUUUGUUAUUUUAUCUUUUUUUUUCGUCGAAAGACCGAAACUAAAGUUUAUGGAUUUUAAUUAACUCUGUUGUUGAAAUAAGCACAUAAGAGUACACGCACACAACAAUAUAUUAGGUAUAUACACUAUCUAUCACUAUUUAUUGAUUUGUAAAUAGUUUCGCUUCAUUUAAAAUUAAUGCAGUUGUAAUUAUUAUUUUUAUAUAUUAUAUCAGUUGUAUAAAUUAAUACAAUAAACAAACUUACUAUAAGUACGUUAGUGUUAAGAAUUUUUUGUAGACUUUUUGUAGUUUUCUACUCUAUUUUAAUACGAUAUUUACAUCUACGUGUGCACUAAUCAACGCAGUUAAUUUUAUAUUUCAGUUUCAGAACUAUCUAAAAACAGUUCGUAAUAAAAACAAUAACAUGCAGUCUUGGGUUAACGUAUCAAUGACUAUUUGUUUUUGAAAAAAAUUCAAUUUGGUACACCUUUUUAAAAUAUAUAUGUAUAUGUUGGCAUUGUCAUAUUGAUCAGAGUGUGAAUAUAUAUUUGAGUAAUGCUUUUAUGCCAUUCAGUCCAUUCAAAGUAACCGUAAUAAUGAACACGUCGUUUUAUACAAUGAAGUUAUUUGUGUAUUAUAUUAUUGCCGGUUUGAUAACAAAUAAAACUGUCGGCGCGUUACAAAUUCUUGCGAUAGAAUAUAUUCCCGCUAGGAGUCAUUGGAAUUUUAUGAGUGCAAUUCUUCAAUCUUUGUCUGAUAAUGGUCAUAAUGUUACCGUAUACACUCCAUUCCAAGCUGGAAAUCGGAGUAACUACACAGAAAUCAAUUUGGAAUUACCAUCAAACGUCGGAAUGGAUGCCAUAGAAACGUUAAAAAUGUUUGGAAAACCUACGGAUAUGAUAAUUACCGUCAUGAACAUGACUCGUCAUUUUUGCAAUAUUGCACACGAACAAAAGGAUAUUCGAGAAUUAUUAAACAGUGGUAAAUCAAACUAUGAUAUUAUUAUCACUGAAACAGCCUCGUCAGAAUGUUCAUCUUAUGUAGCUUCUAAAACAAACUUGCCAAUGAUAUACGUAGUCCCUUCGCCAAUGCUUACCCACAUCGAACAUAGUGUAUUUGGAGACGGGCCGAAUCCAGCAACAGUAUCAAAUCUGUUUUCUAAUCAUGCAGUACCUAGAACAUUUGCUCAACGAUUAUCAAAUUUUAUUCUUUUGGGUACUAGUUUGUUCGCAUUAAUAUAUAAAGAAAUGGAACUGAAAAAAAUUGACCCACAACCAUAUGAUUUGGUGAAACCUAAAAAACCGUCGUUGGUGUUCAUGAACACCCAUUACAUAACCGAUGCGCCAAGACCUCUGCCUGCAAAUGUCAUUCAAGUUGGAGGAAUACAUUUAAAAUCACCAAAUAGCAUACCGAACGAUAUACUGGAGUUUAUUGAGAACUCACCACAUGGAGUGAUUUAUUUUACAUUUGGUUCAAUCAUUUUAAUGUCAACAUUACCAGAUCAUAUUCAAAAUGCGUUUAAAGAAGCAUUAGCACAAGUACCUCAGAGAGUUUUAUGGAAAUAUGAAGGAGAAAUGAAAGAUAAACCAAUUAAUGUAAUGACGAGUAAAUGGUUUCCUCAGCGUGAUAUACUUAUGCAUCCCAAAGUAAAAUUAUUUAUUAGUCACGGAGGUAUAUCUGGUGUAUAUGAAGCUAUAGAUGCAGGUGUUCCUGUUCUUGGAUUCCCCUUAUUCUACGAUCAACCUAGAAACAUAGACAACUUAGUUGAAGCAGGAAUGGGAAUGUCAAUGGAUCUGUUAACAGUACAAAAGGAUGAAUUCUUAAAAAAUAUUUUAGAACUCACUAAUAAUGAAAAAUACACAAAAAAUGCUAAAAUCACUUCUGAAAGAUUUAAAGACCGACCGAUGUCACCAGCAGAAUCAGUUGUUUACUGGACAGAGUAUGUAGUUCGUCAUAAUGGUGCACCACAUUUAAAAACUCAAGCAUUUAAUUUAACGUGGUAUCAAUACAUUUUAUUGGAUGUUGUUGCUGUUAUAUUAAUUGUUAUCUUUUUAGUUAUUUUUAUCACUUUCAAAGCUUUUAAAAUUAUAUAUAAUACAUUUUUAAAAAAUUCUCAAACGAUUAAACCAAAAUCAGAAUAAUUUGAAAACUAACUAUCUACAUAAUAACGAGUGUGAUAUAAAAUGUGGGAAGGAAUUCAGAAUUCAAUAAACAUACUUUAAUUUUCACAUCAUUCAUAUCAUUCGUAUCAUUCCUCAAGUAACAUCAAAUUUUUAUUUAUUUAUGUUUAAUUGAUAUUUUAUAAAGAACUACUUUUUAAGUUAAAACUUAUGACAGUAGUACAUACCAUUUAAAACAAGCCAUAAUAUUAUGUGUAUUAUAAACCAAUUCUUGAUAACGAGCUGAUAUGUUUUAAUGUUUAUUAUGUUUCAUUAUUAAUUUAAGAACAGCAGUAUUAAUUUACGAUUUAAUUAUAAAAUUUAUAAUAUUUUAAUUUAAUUUAAUUUAAUUACUAUGACUGUUUAAAUGUUUUCAUGUAUACUGUUAUGAUUUUAAAUGUGUAUCGUUUAUUAAGAUCUUAGAUAAUAAAUAAUAUUCAAAUAUUAGUUUAUUUCGGUUGAUAGUAAAAUUCAGCUAAACUUAUGUAACAUAUUAUUGUUUUGUAAGUUUAAUUUUUUUUUAAAAAUUUAUCGUUAUUGUAUGAUAUGUUGUUACACUUUGUUUUAUUACCUACAAGUGCAGCUUUUUUUUAUAUUGUAACGUGCCACGUACAAGCAACCAAAUGAUGUAAUGUUGAAUGGGUUAAUUGUAAAAAAUGUAGACUGGUUAAAUUA
Aphis gossypii (cotton aphid) is the source of this 3218-nucleotide messenger RNA. RefSeq names its product UDP-glucosyltransferase 2. The record is from RefSeq and is a predicted model, not a curated record. The coding region runs from base 948 to 2525 and encodes 525 amino acids. Gene Ontology annotation, molecular function: UDP-glycosyltransferase activity. NCBI's taxonomy places the organism in Eukaryota, Metazoa, Arthropoda, Insecta, Hemiptera, Aphididae. The transcript has 6 exons.